Molecule: messenger RNA, 3251 nt
Organism: Myripristis murdjan (pinecone soldierfish)
Lineage: Eukaryota; Metazoa; Chordata; Actinopteri; Holocentriformes; Holocentridae
Gene: rnd1b
Product: Rho family GTPase 1b
Exons: 5
Coding region: 64-762 (232 amino acids)
Biological process (GO): small GTPase-mediated signal transduction
Molecular function (GO): GTPase activity; GTP binding
Source: RefSeq, a predicted model, not a curated record
UUUUUUUUUUUACUUUUUUUUUUUUUUUUUUUUUUGGCAAAGCAUCGGGCCAUCAUUAACGUCAUGAAGGAAAGGAGAAAUACACAGCCGCUGGUGGUGAGAUGUAAACUGGUUCUUGUGGGAGAUGUUCAAUGCGGAAAAACGGCGAUGUUGCAAGUCCUGGCAAAGGACUGUUAUCCAGAGACCUACGUGCCCACGGUAUUUGAAAACUACACAGCCUGUCUGGAGCUGGAGGAGCAGCGUGUGGAGCUCAGUCUGUGGGACACCUCAGGUUCUCCUUACUACGAUAACGUGAGGCCCCUGUGCUACAGUGACUCAGAUGCAGUUCUGUUGUGUUUUGACAUAAGCCGCCCAGACACUGUGGACAGCGGCCUGAAGAAGUGGAAGACUGAGAUCCUGGACUUCUGUCCCAGCACGCGCAUCCUGCUCAUUGGCUGUAAGACCGACCUGCGCACAGAUGUGUGCACGCUGAUGGAGCUGUCCAAUCAGAAACAGACGCCCAUCACCCACGAGCAGGGUUCUGCUAUGGCCAAGCAGCUGGGUGCAGAAGCGUACUUGGAGUGCUCAGCGUUCACCUCUGAGAAGAGCAUCCACAGUGUUUUCCGUACCGCUGCGUUGGCCUGCAUUAACAAGCUGCAGCCUCUCCCGAAGCCCAGCCCCACCCGCCGUCUCUCCAAAAGACUCCUCCACCUGCCCAGCAAGUCAGAUUUGCUCUCUUCCACCUUCAAGAAGGAGAAGGCCAAGAGCUGCUCGGUCAUGUGAGUGGAGACCUCUUGGGUUACAGUCCUCACAUGCGACUCCCAGCCCCCCGCCUCUUUGGUCUCGGGGAAGGGGGGGUGGGCACGAUGGCUUUAUCAGAGAAGGGCUCCCUGCUGAAUCCUUCCCUCACCCCCCCGGAAACCAAACACCCCUCAGAAGAGGUGGACACCUCACUGUCCACUUGCUCCUGAACUUUUCAGCGCACAUCCAUCUUUUUCACUACUGUUUAUCUUGCUUUUGAACAAACAAUAUCAAUCAAGGUUUGAUCAUCAAGCUGUCAUUUUUUUAAUCACCCGUAAACAGUAUGCAACUACAAUGGUGUAACAUCCACCCAAUUUACUAUUUCUAGGCACAUGUUGAUUUUGUCCAAAUUGGAAAUGUGCUACGUGUGAUGUUUAAUCUUGUGAUGUAAAUGCCUCUCAGACGAUUCAAUGGAUAUUUUUCUAAAUACAAAAAUAAAUCUAGCAUGAAACUACCAGGCAUUAGCAAAAUCCUGUAGGUCCCUCUUAGUAAGAUCUGUGAGGUGCGAAAUAGCCUAUCGCUGGUGUUCCCAUUUAGGCCUGUGAGGGCACAGAGGUGUGGAGGGAGUAGUGGGACAAACCACAGUGAGAGCUAUUACAUAGAGAGCUAUUCCUUGUCUCAGUGUAUCAGUGGUGAUGAGAACAGGGAUACGGGCAUAAGUGCUGUUAGCGUGGGCUGCUGUGCAGACAGCAGUCUAGACUGUGUCAACCUGGAUGGAUGGUUGAUGCAAAGUUGUGUAGCUCUGGACAGCCCUGCUCCAUAGCCUCUCAGGGGAGAGGAUGGAGAGAUGGAGGAGGCUGAUGAGGUUCUGUAUUUACAAAAUGAAAAAUUAGGACAUGCGAAGAAAAUAACAAUAAAGUAAAGGGAGUUUCAGUGGGGCUUCCAGUGUAGCUGGUGUCACAGCCGGACCCUGUUUUAACAUAAUGCUUUGAGGAAGAGACGGAUGAGAAAAGCUGCUUUUGUUGUGACCGGGAGCAUGUUCACAAACGGUUCGAUACCGAGCUGUCGAGUGCUGAGUAUGAAGGUUUGGCUGGUUUCUGAUGCCAGUCAAAGUUUCAUGAGGCGUACUCAAAGGACUCCUGUAAGCAUGGAUUAUGCCUCAGUGCUGGGCCGAUCACAAAUGGGAAAAUCUGGUUUCCGGUUUCAAAUAUUCCUCAGAAAAGAGUUGUAGCAUUGCAUUGUUGACACUUUUUCAGCAAUGCUCAAGUGGUAUGCAGUUUUGAAAAUUGCCUUUCUUAUCAUGUUCCCAAAACUCAUUCAGUUAUUAUUACUAUUAUUCUUACUGUUAUUAUCAUUAUUAUUAUUAUUAAUGACAAAUGUGCUUGUGGAUUUUUCUUGUUUUCAACAAUCCAAUGUAGCACUCCCAACCUCUGACUCUACUCUUCCAAAACAAAAAAGUUUUUGUGUUGUACACUCUUGUUAUUACGUAAUCUAUUGACCUCCAAUAAGCAGCACUUAGGUUACAACAAAUAUGGAGGAAAAUUUGACCCUUCUCUGAGCUUAAAUCUUUGGCUUCAUGGUUAUGUGUGUGUACAGCAUUGGUCUCUAUGCUUCUAACCAUAAAGCAAUAAUGAUUUAAGUGCUUGUGAUGCAAAGUAACCUGUGUGGCAAUAAAAACGCAGCUUUGUGAUUAAUGUCAUGCUCUAGCGCUCCAUGGACAUCCAUGCUAUGGCAAAUGAACUGAAACCAUCUCCGCUGUACAAAGAAGCUGCCGAUCUGUGUUUGCCCCUCCUCCUCCCCGUCAGUAGCCACCGGUAUGUAGAAUAAUCAAUGACAAUGUCGUGCUAUGAAAUAGAUCAGAGUCUGUGGAUAAGGGUGAACAAUGCAGUUUGAUUUAAAGACGCUAGACUUUGCUAUCAAUUUUACAUAAUUUAAAAAAAAAAUGUUGAAGCAUUAAAACUUCGAUAAAUUCAUCUAAAUCACUUGAACUGAGCGGACAGUGCAGUAUAUGCUUUUCACAUUGGGAAUCUACUUGGAAACCUCCAAAAGUCCAACAAUUGUCUUGUAAAAAGGGCUAGAGUGAGGAGGAAAAAAAAGGAAAUCAUGCGGGACUACGUAGAACAAGUAGUCAAAUUGCACAGGCUGGCCCUGUCCAAAGAAAGCUAUUUUUCCAUUACUCGUUUCUCGGUUGACUUGUGAUUUUUCUUUGGUAUUUAAAAGCUUGACAUGAGUCUCAGUGUUGUUUUAGGUGUAUCUCCCUCAGAUGGUCGUAGUGUCUUUGUGGAGCUGUGGACUGCCCCCAGUAGUCGGAGGAACUUAAGUGCUGAUUUGCACAAAGGCUUCCAGUUCAUGGUCACACACCAAAUUCCUCAGCAUUGCCUAGCAACAAUUCAGCGUAGGAAACAGCGGCUGGCUCUUGGGUUGGUUGUGCGGUUAGAGAGGGCUGGCUCACAAGCAGACAUACCCACUUCCAUUAUGGCUUCAGUUAUGCCUUUAUUGCCAAGCUUGUUAAGGAAAAAAAAAAAAAAAAA